CAACCCGGCCCACGGAAGGCUGAACCGCCCCGCCACGCUGAACCGCGCCGCGAACCCGGAAGCAGUUGAGGGGGGUUAUAGCGGAAGCGGGGCGGAGCUCGGCCUCUUUGGUGCUGGCGGCUGGUGAGGAUGACGAAGGGUACAUCAUCCUUCGGUAAGCGACGAAAUAAGACACAUACCUUGUGUCGUCGAUGUGGGUCCAAGGCAUACCACCUGCAGAAGUCUACCUGCGGGAAAUGUGGAUACCCUGCCAAGCGUAAGAGAAAGUACAACUGGAGCGCAAAGGCUAAACGACGCAACACUACUGGUACUGGUCGCAUGAGGCACCUGAAAAAGGUGUACCGUCGCUUCAGGAAUGGAUUCCGUGAGGGAACCACACCGAAGCCGAAGAGAGCAGCUGUUGCAGCAUCCAGCUCAUCAUAAAGGCUUAUCUACUUGAUAAAAUAAAUGGUCUUACCAUAAAAUGUCACCUUUUAUACAUGUUGUACUUCAGUGAAAAAGGGGAUAUCUGAAAAUAUGUAUACUUAUACAGUUUUCAGUGAUAUGAAAAGAGUUCAUUAAAAGUAAUUCUUUGUUUGACUCCUCA
Molecule: messenger RNA, 586 nt
Organism: Coturnix japonica (Japanese quail)
Lineage: Eukaryota; Metazoa; Chordata; Aves; Galliformes; Phasianidae
Gene: RPL37
Product: ribosomal protein L37
Biological process (GO): translation
Cellular component (GO): cytosolic large ribosomal subunit; ribosome
Molecular function (GO): structural constituent of ribosome; RNA binding
Source: RefSeq, a predicted model, not a curated record